GAGCAAUAGAAGCCGGUGUUAGUGUGCGCGGGGCGGGGUCCCUGGAAGGCCGGGCGGGCGGAGGCUCGGGAAGCAGCCGCGGCAGACCCCGGCGCGGGAGCUGGGCCUUGGUCCGCACCCUGGCAGCUGUGUCUGUGUGCACGUCUUGGACAAGCAGGGCCCGCUGGGAACGAUGCCACCACCAUCAGACAUCGUCAAAGUGGCCAUUGAGUGGCCGGGUGCUAAUGCUCAGCUCCUUGAAAUCGACCAGAAGCGGCCCCUGGCGUCCAUCAUCAGGGAAGUGUGCGAUGGGUGGUCGCUGCCAAACCCGGAGUAUUACACGCUGCGCUACGCGGACGGGCCCCAGCUCUACAUCACUGAGCAGACUCGCAGUGACAUUAAGAAUGGGACAAUCUUACAGCUGGCUGUCUCCCCGUCCCGGGCCGCGCGGCAGCUGAUGGACAGGACCCAGUCGUCCAACAUGGAGACCCGGCUAGACGCCAUGAAGGAGCUGGCCAAGCUCUCUGCGGACGUGACCUUCGCCACCGAGUUCAUCAACAUGGACGGCAUCGUGGUGCUCACGCGGCUUGUGGAGAGUGGAACCAAGCUCUUGUCCCACUACAGUGAGAUGCUGGCAUUCACCCUGACUGCCUUCUUAGAGCUCAUGGACCAUGGCAUUGUCUCCUGGGACAUGGUGUCCAUCACCUUCAUUAAGCAGAUCGCGGGGUACGUGAGCCAGCCCAUGGUGGACGUGUCCAUCCUCCAGAGGUCCCUGGCCAUCCUGGAGAGCAUGGUCCUGAACAGCCAGAGUCUGUACCAGAAGAUAGCAGAGGAAAUCACCGUGGGACAGCUCAUCUCUCACCUGCAGGUCUCCAACCAGGAAAUCCAGACCUACGCCAUCGCCCUGAUCAACGCGCUUUUCCUGAAGGCCCCCGAGGACAAGAGACAGGACAUGGCCAAUGCUUUCGCACAGAAGCACCUCCGGUCCAUCAUCCUGAAUCAUGUGAUCCGAGGGAACCGCCCAAUCAAAACCGAGAUGGCCCAUCAGCUGUAUGUCCUGCAAGUCCUGACCUUUAACCUUCUAGAAGAAAGGAUGAUGACCAAGAUGGACCCCAACGACCAGGCUCAGCGGGACAUCAUAUUCGAACUGAGGAGGAUCGCGUUUGACGCAGAGUCCGACUCCAGCACUGUCCCCGGGAGUGGGACUGAGAAGCGCAAAGCCAUGUACACGAAGGACUACAAAAUGCUGGGGUUUACCAACCACAUCAACCCGGCAAUGGACUUCACGCAGACUCCUCCCGGAAUGCUGGCCCUGGACAACAUGCUGUACUUGGCCAAAGUCCACCAGGAUACCUACAUCCGGAUUGUCCUGGAGAACAGCAGUCGCGAAGACAAACACGAGUGCCCCUUUGGCCGCAGUGCCAUCGAGCUUACCAAGAUGCUCUGUGAAAUCCUGCAGGUCGGGGAACUGCCAAACGAAGGGCGCAACGACUACCACCCAAUGUUCUUCACCCACGACCGGGCCUUUGAGGAGCUCUUUGGGAUCUGCAUCCAGCUACUGAACAAGACCUGGAAGGAGAUGAGGGCAACGGCUGAGGACUUCAACAAGGUCAUGCAGGUGGUCCGAGAGCAAAUCACGCGUGCACUGCCUUCCAAACCCAACUCCUUGGAUCAGUUCAAGAGCAAACUGCGCAGCCUGAGCUACUCUGAGAUCCUGAGGCUGCGCCAGUCCGAGAGGAUGAGUCAGGACGACUUCCAGUCCCCGCCGAUUGUGGAGCUGAGGGAGAAGAUCCAGCCCGAGAUCCUGGAGCUGAUCAAGCAGCAGCGCCUGAACCGGCUCUGUGAGGGCAGCAGCUUCCGGAAGAUUGGGAACCGCCGAAGGCAAGAACGCUUCUGGUACUGCCGCCUGGCGCUGAACCACAAGGUCCUGCACUACGGCGAUUUGGAUGACAACCCGCAGGGGGAGGUGACGUUUGAGUCCCUGCAGGAGAAAAUUCCCGUUGCAGACAUUAAGGCCAUCGUCACCGGGAAGGACUGCCCCCACAUGAAGGAGAAGAGCGCCCUGAAACAGAACAAGGAGGUGUUGGAAUUGGCCUUCUCCAUCCUGUACGACCCUGACGAGACCCUGAACUUCAUCGCACCUAAUAAGUACGAGUACUGCAUCUGGAUUGACGGCCUCAGCGCCCUCCUGGGGAAGGACAUGUCCAGCGAGCUGACGAAGAGCGACCUGGACACGCUGCUGAGCAUGGAGAUGAAGCUGCGGCUCCUGGACCUGGAGAACAUCCAGAUUCCCGAAGCGCCCCCGCCGGUGCCCAAGGAGCCCAGCAGCUACGACUUCGUCUAUCACUACAGCUGAGCCUGGAGCCACAGGCGCCAGUGCCCAGGGAGGGAUUUGGGGCCCAGAAGAAACACUCACAGUCUGGUGCCUUGUCCUUUGCUUGUACAGAAUCUGUAGUGACCGUGGUGGCCAGUACAUGCCAACCGUUCCUCAAACCCACCUCAGACCACCAAGAGCUGCCUCCAGGUCCCCGUCUCCUGUGAGUCGUGAAGGCAGGUGCUCUGGCUUCCCCGCCACCGUGGAGCCUGUGUCUGGGCCGUGAGGAAUGAGCGGCAGAGGCCCUUGCCCUUCGGGCCGAGAAACUGCUUCUUGAGCUGGAUUUCACAGAAGCCACUCACCUUUUCUUCCUGAGCCUGAUCUCCGGUGGUCAGCUGUCUCACCGUGUGGGCAAGAGCUGCCUACGGAGGACCGACAUGCUGGGCAUGCUGCGAGCCUUGGGGAGGCUGCCUUUGGCUGGCCCGUGCCUGUGCCAGACCUAAGCAGAGGCCUUGCCUGUGCUUGCGUUGUCUUUGUGAGGGCUCACUGUGGCCUCACACGGGGCCUGCAGGCUGCUGCUGCUGCUAAGGCUGAGGCUGAGCUGCGGCUCCAAAGCUCUGUCCUCCAGAGCCGCCAGACCUCUCUCGCCCACGCAGUUGUCUGGGCAGAUGGUGAUUUCUACCUACAAGCUCCCAGUCUGUCAUCUUGGUGAGUCAGAGUCAGGAGGGCUGAGUCCCACCCUCUGACUCUCAAGGAACUCUGUGGGAAGAGCCCAGAUGAGCCUGGGCCUAGGCGGGUGAGGUCUCUCGAUUCCACUCCCCUCCCCCCACACUUCCAUCGUCCCUUCCUCUGGGAGAGAUCUCCCAGUGAACCUGAAGUGUGUCCCCUUCCAGGUGGCUUUCCUUUGGCCUUCCAGACUUCAGGAAGUUGGCCUUCCCUCCCUCCCCAUCCCAGCGCUGUGGUUCCUCCCUUGGGCCAUGAUUUCAGGGCGCUGGCCGAGGCCACAGCUGUGCCAACGGGGCAUCCUUGGUGCUGCUGCACUUGUAAACCACACGCACAGCCUCUCUCCUUGGACGUACGUCAACCCGGCAUUCAGUAUUGGUAGCCUGGCAUGGUAGGUCCUACCCAAUGAAGAGUGUACUAUAUAUUUUCUUUACUAUAGGCCAUACUUAUACAGACGUGUAUAUAUAUUUAUAUAUAAGCUCUACCUAUCCUAGGAUGGAAUGUUUGAGGGGAAAUAAAAUUGGAGGCAAAAAAAAAAAAAUAGUAACACUUCCAGUUGUGAGCCAAGACUGUACAGCCUGCGAGCAGCCAGGAGCUUCCUGUUAGUAACCAUGUUUUCAAUAAAUACUCUUUCAUGUACAAA
Molecule: messenger RNA, 3659 nt
Organism: Phyllostomus hastatus (greater spear-nosed bat)
Lineage: Eukaryota; Metazoa; Chordata; Mammalia; Chiroptera; Phyllostomidae
Gene: ELMO2
Product: engulfment and cell motility 2
Exons: 21
Coding region: 173-2335 (720 amino acids)
Biological process (GO): actin filament organization; cell motility
Source: RefSeq, a predicted model, not a curated record